Molecule: messenger RNA, 4858 nt
Organism: Malaclemys terrapin pileata
Lineage: Eukaryota; Metazoa; Chordata; Testudines; Emydidae
Gene: BMS1
Product: BMS1 ribosome biogenesis factor
Exons: 23
Coding region: 627-4541 (1304 amino acids)
Biological process (GO): ribosome biogenesis; endonucleolytic cleavage of tricistronic rRNA transcript (SSU-rRNA, 5.8S rRNA, LSU-rRNA); maturation of SSU-rRNA from tricistronic rRNA transcript (SSU-rRNA, 5.8S rRNA, LSU-rRNA)
Cellular component (GO): 90S preribosome; nucleus
Molecular function (GO): GTP binding; GTPase activity; U3 snoRNA binding
Source: RefSeq, a predicted model, not a curated record
UGAUUAUUGCAAUACUAACUGUAAGAUUGGCAGCAGUAUUUUGCAACAUAUGGACUAGUAGAAAUAAAGUUAAACAUUUGCUGUAUGUCUGGAAUGAGAGAGUGCUACCACUGCUGUUUAGCAAGGCUGUGGAGUGGAGUGCGGAGCAGUGGAGCUGCAGGUUUUUGCCUGGAGCUGGAGUGGAGCUGGAGCACAGCUCCAAAGCCCUGCGCUUAGUUAACUGUUUUAAUGGAGCCCAGUGAUUGCAACUUUUUAUGUUAACCAGGGAGUUGAAGCUGCGUAAAGAAAUCUUUAUUCCUGAUACACUUCACAAUUCGUGCUGAUUAUAGGGCACUGAUGAUCUUGAGGUUAAAAUACAGGACUUAGGAGUCUGGUUAUCUAAUGGAUUUGUUUUCAAAGGCAUGUAUUUUCAUAGUAGCUAAGCACUGGCCUUAAUAGACAAUUCUUCUUGCUUUGUGUGUGUGUUUUGAUCGUUUCCUUUCCGUUCCUCAGUUGUCUUAGUAGGAUGCUGUUUCUCAGGGGAUGUAGGGCUUGCAUUUGGACCUGAACACUGUUAAGCUAUGCUCUGUAUCAUUGGCAAAAGCAAUCCAUUUGACACUGGUGACAGGUGAUCCCUGAGAAAAGAGAUGGAGGAAAAGGACAGGAAGAAGCACCGUAAGAAGCACAGUGGGCCAAAGGCUGACAAAAAAAGGAAACGUCAUCUGAAUGAUCUAGGACUUGGAGAUGAUGAGGAUGCUCGGAAGAGAAACCCAAAGGCCUUUGCGGUCCAGUCUGCUGUGCGGAUGGCCAGAACCUUCCACAGGACUCAGGAUUUGAAGACGAAAAAACAUCACAUUCCAGUAGUUGACCGAACUCCCUUAGAGCCUCCUCCUGUGGUGGUGGUUGUAGUUGGCCCUCCAAAAGUUGGGAAGAGCACUUUAAUAAAAUGUCUAAUUAGGAACUUCACGAGGCAAAAACUGAUUGAAAUACGAGGUCCUGUAACGAUUGUAUCAGGUAAAAGGCGUAGGCUAACCAUUAUUGAAUGUGGAUGUGACAUUAACACAAUGAUUGAUCUGGCUAAAGUUGCAGAUUUGGUUCUUAUGCUCAUUGAUGCCAGCUUUGGAUUUGAGAUGGAAACCUUUGAAUUCUUGAACAUCUGCCAAGUACAUGGCUUUCCCAAAAUCAUGGGUGUCCUUACCCACCUGGAUACCUUCAAGAACAACAAACAGUUAAAGAAGACCAAAAAGAGAUUGAAACACAGAUUCUGGACAGAAGUGUAUCCGGGUGCCAAACUGUUUUAUCUCUCUGGGAUGGUACACGGAGAGUACCAAAAGCAGGAAAUUCAUAAUCUGGGACGCUUUAUCUCUGUUAUGAAAUUCCGUCCACUUACAUGGCAGACAUCUCACCCAUAUGUCCUAGCAGACAGAAUGGAAGACUUGACAAACCCAGAAGAUGUUCGAGUCAAUCCAAAGUGUGACAGAAAGGUGUCACUUUAUGGCUACUUAAGAGGGGCAUACCUAAAAAACAAAAGCCAAAUUCACAUGCCAGGUGUAGGGGACUUUACUGUGAGCGAUGUGAGUUUCCUGCCAGACCCCUGUGCACUUCCUGAACAGCAGAAGAAGCGUUCCUUAAAUGAGAAGGAUAAACUUAUUUAUGCCCCACUGUCAGGAGUUGGAGGUGUAGUGUAUGACAAAGAUGCUGUUUAUAUUGACCUUGGUGGAAGUCAUGCUCAUCAAGAUGAAGAGGAAGAAGUGAGACCAAAUCAUGAACUAGUCCAGAGCCUCAUCUCCACACAUUCCACCAUCGAUGUUAAGAUGGCUUCAAGCAAAGUGUCUCUUUUCAUGGACUCCAAACCAUUAGGUUCAGAAGAUGUGGAAAACCAAGACAGAUUUGUGAUGCCAAAAGAAGAGAAACAAAUUGAUUUGAAGACUGGGAGAGUACGUCGGAAGGCAGUGUUUGAAGAAGAAAAUGAUGAUGGAGCAAGUGAUGAAGAGGCGGGUCAAAAUGAAGAAAUGUCUGAGGACGAGAUGGAUGGAAGUGAAGAUGGUGAAGGUGAUGAUGAUGUUGAGGGAGAAAGUGACAGAGAGGUACCAGGGCAAGAGCUAGGUCUCACGAGUGCCAAGCGUCUGAAAAGAGAGGAGACUACAGAAGAAACUGCAGUGGAACUGCCAGCAUUUGCUGAUAGUGAUGAUGAUCUUGAGAUGAGUUCAGGGGAAGAAGGGGAAACUGACCUUGAUGAAAGCAAGGAAGAAGCAGAAGACCAUGGAGAUGAAGAAGAGAGUGAUGAAAAGGAAAGUUCAGACAGCGAUUCUGAAUCUUCGAGCAGACAAAUAAGUAAAUUCACACCCUGUGAAUUAGGCAGGGAAGAUAAAGAACGAAGAGAGAAUCAUAACCUAGAUCACCGCUUGGGUAAAAAAGUGGUUCCCACUACAGAUUCUGGAAACUGCACAGCUGAAGAGGCAUCUGAAUCUGAUGCUGAAGGAUCCUCCCUGGAAGAGGAGGAAGAAGAAAGAUUAAAUGAUGACUCAGAAGCUGAAGAGUCAGAUAGGAAAGGGAUUCAGAAUGCUCCAGAGAAGAAUGUAGAUGGUGUUGAAUGGGCUGAAUCGAAGGCUGUAGAAGAUGAUGAUGUUGAAAAUCUACUGAAAGAGGAAGAGGAGUAUGGAGAAGAAAAUGACUUUUCUGCAGACACAGCAGGUGCACUUAAGUGGAAGGAAGACCUUACCCAAAAGGCAGCCGAGGCUUUUCUGAGACAACAACAGUCGGCUCCCAACCUUCGCAAACUUGUUUAUGGAACAGUGGCUGAGGAUGCCGAUGAAGAAGAUGAUGCUGAUGAAGAGCUUGGAGGGCUGUUCCACGUCAGCCGUCCUGACAAAGAAUCCAAACAAAAGGCUAAUGCCCUUGACUGCUCCAAAUUUCCAGUGGAAACCCCCCAGGAUUGGGAUUUAGAUGAGGUUAUGAACAGUAUUCGAGACUGCUUUGUAACAGGAAAGUGGGAAGCAGAUAAAGAUGCAGCAAAACUGCUGGAGGAAGAUGAAGAACUGUAUGGUGAUUUUGAAGACCUUGAAACAGGGGUUGUGCACAAAGGAAAACCAGCAGCAGGAGGAGAUGAGGCUGGAAGUGAAGGAGAAGAAGAGGAUAAAGAAGGAAAAGAACCCAAAGCAGGAGAGGAGGAGGAGAAGAAAAAGCGCAUGGACAAGAAACGCAAAUUGAAGGAGAUGUUUGAUGCUGAAUAUGAUGAAGGGGAUGCCACAUACUUCGAUGAUCUCAAAGGGGAAAUGCAGAAACAAGCUCAGCUUAAUCGGGCUGAAUUUGAAGACCAGGAUGAUGAAUCCAGAGUUCAGUACGAGGGCUUCCGCCCUGGGAUGUAUGUUCGAAUAGAGAUUGAGAAUAUCCCAUGUGAAUUUGUGCUUAAUUUUGACCCUCACUAUCCAAUCAUCCUGGGUGGUUUAGGCAACAGCGAAGGAAAUGUGGGAUAUGUACAGUUACGUCUGAAAAAACAUCGUUGGUAUAAGAAGAUACUUAAAACACGGGACCCUAUAAUCUUCUCCUUGGGGUGGAGGCGAUUUCAGACUAUCCCUAUGUACUACAUUGAAGAUCAUAACGGGCGUCAUAGGCUUCUUAAGUAUUCCCCACAACAUAUGCAUUGUGGAGCAACGUUUUGGGGCCCCAUCACUCCCCAAGGGACAGGAUUUUUGGCAAUUCAGUCAGUCAGUGGCACAACGCCUGAUUUCCGGAUAGCUGCCACAGGAGUCGUGCUUGAUUUAGAUAAAUCCAUAACAGUUGUGAAGAAAUUAAAGCUGACUGGUUUCCCAUUUAAAAUUUACAAAAACACAUCAUUUAUUAAGGGAAUGUUCAAUUCUCCAUUGGAAGUGGCUAAAUUUGAAGGGGCGGCCAUUCGCACUGUGAGUGGUAUUCGAGGACAGAUCAAAAAGGCUCUUAGAAAACCUGAAGGAGCGUUCAGGGCAACAUUCGAAGACAAGCUGCUGAUGAGUGAUAUUGUCUUUAUGCGGACUUGGUAUCCUGUUUCCAUCCCAGCCUUCUAUAAUCCAGUAACAUCCUUGCUGAAGCCGGCAGGUGAGAAAGAUACUUGGACAGGAAUGAAGACAACUGGCCAACUGAGGCACGAACGGGGCAUCAGACUGAAGCAAAACAAAGAUUCCCUUUAUAAGCCAAUAGUGAGGGAGAAGAAGCAUUUCAAUAAGCUCCACAUUCCUAAAGCACUCCAGAAGGCACUGCCAUUUAAGAACAAGCCUAAGAAUCAUGAGAAGAAAGCGAAGCUUACGAAGGACCAGUGGAGACCAGCGGUUAUCAGGGAGCCUCAUGAAAAGAAGAUAUCAGCCCUACUUACUGCUUUGGGUACCGUGCAUAGUUACAAAAUAAAGAAGGCCAAAUUAAACCAUCGUCAGCACCUUAAAGAUUACCUCAAAAGGAAGAACAAGGAGGAGGAAGAGAAAUUUAAGAGGCAAAAGGAAGCCAAGAAAAAACUCUUUCGAAUUAUGGGACAGAAGGAGAAAAAGAGGCAGAAGUCAAGCUUGAAGGGAUCUGGAGAGAGAGAGAAGUGAGUUUCUGGAGGUCUCAUCAGAUCUCAAAUGGAACUGAGGGAUAGUUAUCUAUGCAGUACCUACAAACAUCAAAUCAAAAGACAAUAUCUGAAACCAUGCCUUGGAAUAAAUUGAACUUGCUAUUGAGAAGACAAGGGGAAAAAAAAAUACUAAUACGACCUCUUAUCAUUUGGAAAUGCAUAUAAAUAAAAGAUGUAAAUUAUUUUUUGGGGGGGGGGGAAUUCAUAUCUACUGGAGAACUGUCUCCUUUGUAUUUCCGUGCAGUUACAUCAAUACUGCAUGCUCUGCAAGCAACCAUUAAACUAUUUUAAUGUUAA